Durio zibethinus is the source of this 1275-nucleotide messenger RNA. RefSeq lists its product as uncharacterized. Lineage: Eukaryota; Viridiplantae; Streptophyta; Magnoliopsida; Malvales; Malvaceae. The record is from RefSeq and is a predicted model, not a curated record.
AACUCCUCUCCAAUCGCCAUCUGCCCAUCCUCAUCACCUCAAGCUCAAUCCUAUUCAAAACUCCCUUCUGAUAGGUUUUGACUUGCUGCUAGAGUUACACGUCUAUUUCCCUCUUCCCUCCCCGUUUCUCCUAGGAACAAUUCCAACCUAAAAACUUCUCAGGUUUCCUUUUCUCUCGUUCUAUUCUGGACUGCAAAUUUUGAGGAAAUUUCAGUCUUUAAUUUCCUUUCACUUUCUUUCGUUUCUAGAAACAAAAAAAAUCCAAUUCAUAGACAAACUCGGAAAACGAAGAGAAAAUGUCAGGAGGGGUUGGUCCAACCUGUAAUGACAUUAGCCUGCCAAAUGAUGAAGUACACCAAGAAAACUCCCACCCCAAUCCUCGUAAACCCGUUCCAGAUCCUGCCAAUCCAUCGAAGACCCGUUUUCUCACCCUUCGACAACUCAAUUGUCUUGCUGUUAUGAUCAUCACUGCUGCAAGUGGCAUGGUGAGUCCUGAAGACUUCGCUUUUGUAUUUUUUUCUGUCAUCUACAUGUACUUGCUUUUAAAAGUUGCCUUCCCUCGGAAAAUUCCUCCCAAAGAUUCUUUGGUUUUUGAUCCAAGAAACAAGAUUCUUCGCUUGUAUGUCACCAUCGGUGCUAUCAUUGGCCUCUAUCUCCCUUUGGCUUACAUCUUUGAAGGGAUUCUUGAGGGUGAUAAAGAAGGAAUAAAGGCAGCAGCACCGCAUGUUUUUCUUCUGGCUAGUCAAGUUUUCAUGGAAGGAGUGGCCUUCUCAGACAGGUUUUCAAUUCCAGUUCGUGUUUAUAUUCCGGUGUUUUACAAUACGCGGAGGAUUUUUACCCUCGUGGACUGGCUUAAGUCCGAGUUUUCAAAGGUGGAUCACGAGUAUGCAGGAUCUGCCAAGAGACUGUACGUUGGAAGGGUCCUUGCUGUGGUUAAUAUGGCGUUUUGGUGCUUCAAUCUAUUUGGUUUCUUGUUGCCUGUUUAUCUACCCAAAGCUUUUAAGAUGUAUUACUCUGAAUUUAAGGUGAAAGAUUGAACCGAUCUUAGGUGCUUUCUUUCCUUACCCGUUUAGCCUUUACUCUUAAGCUUGGCACCCAAAGAAGGGAACAGAGAUGAAAGGUUAUACUUUCUUCCCUUCCCACUAGGUUAAUGUGGUCUGGUUUGUGUAAAUUUGAUUUCAUGAUUGAGGUUUCAAACUUUUCUUUUUCUGUUUUUGCCUUUUAUGUCUUUUUACCCCACCAUUGUCUUCAUAAUCUGGCAUAAGGAUUUUCGUU